Molecule: messenger RNA, 3209 nt
Organism: Anguilla rostrata (American eel)
Lineage: Eukaryota; Metazoa; Chordata; Actinopteri; Anguilliformes; Anguillidae
Gene: tardbpa
Product: TAR DNA binding protein a
Exons: 5
Coding region: 531-1766 (411 amino acids)
Biological process (GO): regulation of gene expression
Cellular component (GO): nucleoplasm; chromatin
Molecular function (GO): RNA binding
Source: RefSeq, a predicted model, not a curated record
GACACACGAACGGCCAUUUUGUUUGGAAGUUUGGUUGAAGAAAGGAGUAGGAGAUUACGUUCGUUGUUUAAUUUACCUUCGAGAAAAGAUACCAAAAUUAUCUGCGUUGAAUUCCAUCACGCAACGCUUUAAUACGCCGAUUUUUUUUUAAACCACAGCAUACUGGGUCCAAAAAUACUGACCCAGUUACCUACGUGGCAUCGUAAAGCAGGAGCGCGAAAACAAGAAGCCAUUCAUUUUGCAAGCGUGGUCGGCGUCUGUGGCCUUUUCUUAUGGCCGCUAUCUCUAAAUAGAUUUUCGACUAAGGACGUUGUAGAUCUGCAAGCCGUUACCUCGUAGAUUGCAAAUUAUUGCUCUUUUGUUUAAGUGUGUUCGUGGCGUUUCUAAAAUUUGCAAAACAAUAAUCAUUUGCUAAUAUUAGCUUACGCUAGCUAAAAUUCCAGCUAGCGAGCUAACGUUAGCGAUCAAAGGCAGCUCUGACGUAGCUAUAAGAUCGUAUAAGAGGUUCUAACUGCCCAAAUCAAACAAAUAUGGCAGAAUUAUACAUUCGUGUCGCGGAAGAUGAAAAUGAGGAGCCGAUGGAGAUCCCAUCUGAGGACGAUGGCACGGUGUUGCUAUCUACCGUGGCAGCACAGUUCCCCGGAGCGUGCGGCCUGCGCUACCGGAGUCCUGUUUCUCAGUGCAUGCGUGGUGUCCGCUUGGUUGAAGGCAUUCUGCACGCCCCUGAGAAUGACUGGGGAAAUCUGGUCUACGUCGUCAAUUAUCCUAAAGAUAACAAAAGGAAGAUGGACGAGGUCGAUGCCGCAUCUGCUGUUAAGAUAAAGAGGGGUGUCCAGAAGACCUCAGACUUGAUUGUCCUUGGUUUGCCCUGGAAGACGUCGGAACAAGACCUUAAGGACUACUUUAGCACCUUUGGAGAAGUCAUUAUGGUGCAGGUUAAGAGAGACGUGAAGACCGGGAAUUCCAAAGGGUUUGGCUUCGUACGGUUUACAGACUACGAAACUCAAGUGAAAGUCAUGUCACAGCGCCACAUGAUUGACGGCAGGUGGUGCGACUGUAAACUUCCCAACUCUAAGCAAGGUCCAGAUGAGCCAAUGAGAAGCAGAAAAGUCUUUGUUGGCCGGUGCACAGAAGACAUGUCCGCAGAAGAACUGCGGCAGUUCUUCAUGCAGUACGGUGAAGUCACAGACGUCUUUAUCCCCAAGCCCUUCAGGGCUUUCGCCUUCGUCACCUUUGCAGAUGACCAGGUUGCCCAGUCCCUGUGCGGAGAGGACCUGAUCAUUAAGGGCGUCAGCGUGCACAUCUCCAACGCAGAGCCUAAGCACAAUAAUAGUAGGCAAAUGAUGGAGCGUGGGGGGCGCUUUGGGGCGGGAGGGUUCGGGGCCGGGGGUUUCGGGAGUAGUCGUGGGGGGCUUGGGAAUAGCGGUAACAACAACAUGGGGAGCGGGGUGAAUUUCGGGGCCCUUAGCCUAAACCCGGCGAUGAUGGCAGCCGCUCAGGCCGCCCUGCAGAGUAGCUGGGGCAUGAUGGGUAUGCUGGCUAGCCAGCAAGGGCAGACAACCACUUCUACCACUGCUGCCUCUGGUCAGACCAGCGCCAUACGCGAGCAGAGCCAGGCCCUUAGCUCUACCAACAACAACAACUACGGCAGUACCACAGCGGCCAGUUUGGGGUGGGGCGCGGGUUCCAAUUCGGGGACCACUAGCGGGUUCAGUUCGGGAUUUGGCUCCAGCAUGGAGUCCAAAUCUUCUGGCUGGGGAAUGUAGAGGUCUGUUUGUAUGAAGUGUUCACAUUUCUAGAUGAUAUGGUAAGUAUUUUGAAAGGUAUUUUUGUUUUUAGUCAUAUCUAACGUCCUCUGUUUUUGAAAUACUUUUUUGCCUUUGGUUUUGUAAAAGAAAGCUGAAUGUUCUGGUACAUUUGACUAAAUCUGUACGAGGUUAAUGUACAGUGGUUGAAGUGCAUAAUUGUCAGGGUGGUAAAACUACAACACUAUUUGUGUAGUUUGUUUUUUUGUUUUUGUGUGUUACUGGUCUUUAUCCACAUUAUGUGGCGAAACACCUGAUACUUUAUGCAUGUUGUAAAUGGUGAUAUUUCAGAGAUUUUGCAUGAGUAUCACUGAAAAUUUAAAUACCCUCUCAACCACACUUUGUAAUGAUUAUUUUCAAUGAAUUAGGAAGAGAAGUUUGUUUAACCCUUGUGUGCAGGUUGUUUGCAGUUUUCUUUUUUUGAAAAAAAAAAAAAAAGUUUUACGGAAAAGCCUUCAUUAAAAUCUCUUCUGCAGUUCAUCACCUCUUUUCCAAUUUCCCGGGAAGGAGCCCUUCGUUGGCAGCAAUGUUCGAGCAAGCUCAGUUUCAGUUCCCUUCUCCCCAUGUGUAAAUGCUUUGCCAUCAAAGAACGCAGCUUCACUCCGCAUUUACUGUGUUAGACGGUGGGUGUUGCCUUUUUAUCCAACUUUUCAUGGAAAAAAAAAAAUGACAAAACAAAAACCAAUCUUUUGUCUGCACUGUAUCGCAAGUUUUAACGCUUUUGGUGAACAUUGAGUGGGAUUGUUGAUGGCCAGGAGUGAGAGACUAUGAGAGUAUGAGCGAACGGAGAGAGAACAAAUGAACGAACGCAAGUGUGAUGGAAAGAACUGGUUGUGCGAUGAUGAUGAUGAAAAAGCGCCAGAUGACUGCGAGAUGUGGGAAGAGAACCUGUGGCUUUGGUGAGCGAGUGUGAACGAACGGGAGCGGCAUUUGCAAGUACGAGUGUUUGAUCACCUGAAGGACAUUCACUAUCUUUGGGAUCCCUGGGGUCUCUUCUUCCCAUACCCCCUCUCCCCCCCCUCCCUGUUUAGUAUAAUGAUCAAGCUUAAAAGUAGUAACAAAUGUAGUGGAAUGUUUAGCGAUAUGAAUAUUUGUAUCCUUUCUUGCUAUAUUAUCUGAUGUGAAUGCUGUAUGGCGUGUGCUUUAUUUUCCUCCUUGUUAUCGACCUGUAAGUGUGAACAUGUGAUUUGAUGCUGGUGACGUCUGUGAUGAGGACACUGGGGGAGCUUGAGGGGGGGGUGGCGUGUGAGGCGGUGCAAGUGAGCUCAGUGUGUCUCAAGAGGGGGUGAUGUGGUGAAAGUGUAAGAUUCCCUAUAGAAAGGUUGCUUUUGUUGUGUUUUGAAUGCAAUUUUAUAUGUUGUGAAUCAAAGGGAAUACCCAAAUAAAACUAAUUUGAAUAGGUAA